UUGAGAAGAAAGGGAAAGUGCACGAUGUAUCAUCAUCUUGUGCAAGGCUGCCGACUCCAGAGCUCACACAGUGCUGGACACGCCGCGACGAGUCGGAGGGGAAAGAUCAAGAUGGAGGCGGCCGCCUCCAAUCCGUCGAGCAAGAGGAUCGCCCUGGUCACCGGAGGGAACAAAGGGGUCGGGCUGGAGACGUGCAGGCAGCUCGCGUCCAAGGGGCUCAAGGUCGUGCUGACGGCGAGGAACGAGGGCAGGGGACUAGAGGCGGUCGAAGGCGUCAGGCGCUCCGGUGCUGACGUCGUCUUCCAUCAGCUGGAUGUCACCGACCCUGACAGCGUCGCCCGGCUGGCGGAUUUCGUCAGGGAUCAGUUCGGGAAGCUCGAUAUCCUGAUAAACAAUGCAGGCAUUUCAGGCGUCGAUCGAGAUCCAGUUCUGGUUGCGAAAGUUAAAGAACAGGUUGAAAGCAUGGAUGUAGAUCAGAGAGUUCAAUGGAUGAAAGAAAAUUCCAAGGAGACAUAUGAGGAAGCAAAAGAAUGCAUGAGAACAAACUACUAUGGGGCAAAGCUUGUCACGGAGGCACUACUUCCUCUUCUUCAGUUGUCCUCCUCUGGGAGAAUUGUCAAUGUCUCAUCAGGCUUUUCACUGCUAAGAAACUUCAACAGUGAAAAACUGAAGAAUGAGUUUAACAACGCUGACAAUCUUACUGAAAAGAGACUAGAGGAGCUGUUGGAUUCGUUCCUAGAAGAUUUCAAGGCCAAUUUGAUAGAGGCACAUGGGUGGCCGACCGGUGGCUCGUCAGCCUACAAAGUCGCCAAAGCUGCCCUCAAUGCUUACACAAGGAUUCUCGCCAAGAAGUACCCUAGGAUGCGCAUCAACUGUUUGACGCCUGGUUAUGUCAAGAGCGACAUGUCGAUGCACAUGGGAGUUUUGACGCCCGAGGAGGGCGCUAGCAACCCUGUGAAGGUCGCUCUCUUGCCCGACGAUGGCCCGACGGAAAUCUCAUCGACUGCGGUUGCUAGGGUCGCCGUCGUCACCGGAGGGAACAAGGGGAUCGGCUUCGAGGUGUGCCGGCAGCUUGCCAGCGGCGGAAUUGCCGUCGUCCUGACGGCCCGGGAUGAGAUGAGGGGCGGGGAGGCCGUCGAGAGGCUCAAUGCGCUGGGGCUCUCUCAUGUCGUCUUCCAUCAGCUGGAGAUCACGGACGCUUCGAGCGCCGCUGCGCUAGCUGGUUUUCUCAAGGCCCGCUUCGGCAAGCUUGAUAUUCUGGCAAUAGUAGAGGUGCAGCUGCUAGUUGCAUCCAAGGUGAAUAAUGCCGCAGUUGGUGGGGUUGAGUACGGCCAAGAGUUCGAUACCAACGAGGAAAAGUUCGGUGGCAUGGAUUUCCACCAGAGAGUUGAGUGGAUGCUGAAGAAUGCCCGGGAGCCCAUCGACAGCGCGAAGAACAGCGUGAAGACGAACUACUACGGCACGAAGCAUGUAAUCGAAGCCCUGCUGCCUCUGCUUCAAGCUUCGUCCGAGGGAAGAAUAGUGAACGUCUCCUCCAAUUAUGGACUCCUAAGACAUAUCGGCAACGAGGAGGUGAGGCAGGAGCUCAACGACGUCGACAACCUGACAGAGGAGAGGUUGGACGAGCUGCUGGACAAAUUCAUGAAAGACUUCGAGGCCGGCGCGCUGGAGCCGCACGGGUGGCCCACGAAGUUCUCCGCGUACAAGGUGGCCAAGACCGCCAUGAACGCCUACUCGAGGAUCCUGGCGAGGAGGCACCCUGAGCUGCGCGUCAACUGCGCGCACCCAGGCUUCGUCAAGACCGACAUGAGCAUGGGGUCCGGGGUCCUGACGCCGGAGGAGGGCGCACGCAACUUGGUGAAGGUGGCGCUGCUGCCUGACGGCGGGCCGACCGGCGCGUAUUUCGCCAUGGGCGAGGAGGCGCUGUUCGUGUGAGAUACUGGGAACCGG
This is a messenger RNA of Triticum aestivum (bread wheat), 1950 nucleotides long. RefSeq names its product salutaridine reductase. Bases 25 to 1935 code for a protein of 636 amino acids. Lineage: Eukaryota; Viridiplantae; Streptophyta; Magnoliopsida; Poales; Poaceae. The transcript has 10 exons. Gene Ontology annotation, cellular component: membrane. The record is from RefSeq and is a predicted model, not a curated record.